CGUAGCGUUUAGUUGGAAUUUCGCUUUUGAUCUGGUUGGUUGUGUUUUUUGCAUCGCUCUUCGCCCGAUUGCAAAGCGAACGAAACAUGCAAAAGAAGCGCAGAACAUAGAAAAAAAACGCAAUCGCCGCUAAACGUUUUACAUACAAUUCAGCAAAUACAAAAAAAAAACAAAAAUAUUCCUGCUCAACAAAAAUACAAAACCAAACAAAUUUUUCGCUCAUUUACGAGUGUGUGUGAGUGACAGUGUCUGUGUGUGUCAAGAUGUAAAAAAUUAACUUGAUGACAAUUUUUUUUAUUGAUACUAGAAACGUGCGUUGUAAACUCAGCUCAGGUACUAAAAUUUAGUAAUAUCAAAUCAAAAAACAAAAAAAAAAGAACAAUCAAUAUACAAACAGAUAAAUAAAUAGACUGCAAUUUUAUACAACAAUUUUAUACAAACGCAAAAUGCAAGUCACGUGUGUGUGAGUGAGAUAGCAACAACAAAAAAAAUACACUGCUAGGAAAAAAAGCGCACGUGCAACAAAAAAUAAAAACAUAUUUUUUUAUGGCGCCGCGUCGCAAUUCGCAGCAGCAACAAAAAUCAGACUUUACAUCAGCGGUAACUGGAAGUGCAACAAACAUGGCGCCCAUGCAACAAAUGUUGAACGUGGGCGUGCAACUCACACGCUGCUGUUAUCCCAACGGUGAAUGUGGCAAAUUGGAUGCGCUGAUCGCACUGGACGAACAAGGGCUUUCGGAAUGUGUCCGCGUGCUGUGCAACAAUGAGAAUUGCAACGUGGGGCAGUAUAUGCAUCGGGAUUGCUUCGAUUUGUGGGAGGCGGGCGUGUUGCAACAACUGAAGAGCAGCGGCAGAGCGCGCAGCUGGUCGGAGCGUCAACGCGUGCAACAGCUGUGGACGAAGAAGGGCUACGAGUUGGUCGCCAAGAGUUGCAACUGCAAGUGUGGCAGGGGGCAGCUGCGCAAGGAUCUCGACUGGCUGCCACACGGUGGCAACAACAACAACAACAGUGGUAACAGUGGCUGCUUCAUCAGCGAGGACGAUGACAAGAAAAAGGCCAAAAAGAAGCGCAAUCGCAACAGCAACAACAACAACAAUAGUGGCAACAACAACACCAAUGGAGGCAGUGGCAAGUCUGUUGUGGCAUCUGUUGUUGGUGGCAACUUGACGCCCAAUCCCAAUGUGGGCGUCAUUGGCUCCGGCUUGCCACACAACAACAACAACAGCAACUCUAAUAAUAAUAUCGGUGGCAACAACAACAACAACAUUUUGCAGCCCAGCGUUGUGGCCACUUUGAGCAACAUUCUCAUGAGCAGCAACAACUGCAACACCAACAACAACAACAUCAACAAUCACAACAACGUUUUGGGCCUCGAUUUGCGGAAUCGCGCUGGAAGUUUGUCUUCCAGCGGUUCUAGCUCCCCAUCGGCCUCGCAAUCCAGCGCCGACAUUUCGCUGUCGCCCGUGCAACAGCAGCAGCAACAACAGCAGCAUCAGCAGCAACAGUUGCACUUGCAACAACAACAAUUGCAGCUGCCUGCAACCAUCAAUAACAACAACAGCUUUCCCAGCUUGUUGCUUCAGCACAACGGCUUGAACCUGGCCAAGAGCAUCUUGCCUCAACAACAGCAACAGCAGCAACAACAACCGCAACAGUUGCCACAGCUGCCCGCUUUGGCCAACAUCAGCAACUUUAAGCCUCUGGCCAGCUACGAUCAACAGCAGCUUCUACAGCAGCAGAAGAACAAAGAAGUCGAACUCUAUUCGGAGCGUGUUCGCUCGACAUCUGGUUGCAAUGGCAUCUUCUCACGUCGCCUGGAUUUCUCAUCAUUCAAUUUGCUGCCAAAGACGCGUUUGAAUUCUUAUCAAGUUAAGAUUGAGGACGAGGGCAAUCAUGGCAACGACGAAACACGCCUCUUCAUACUCUCCUCGCUGGCCCAGUCGCAGAUGAGUCGCGUUGCAUGCAUUUUGUGCGAGGAGCCGUUGCUUGUAUUCGAUCGCUAUCCGCUGGUCGAUGGCUCCUUCUUUCUCAGUCCCAAGCAGCAUUCCAGCGGCUGCAUUGAGGUCAAAUACGAGGGACGCAUGCUCUACUUGACCUGUGUGUGCAUGAGUUGCCUCGACGGCACCUCCAGCAGUCGUGUCAUCAGCUGCCGAUUCUGCAGCGAGCCCUGGGAUGGCUCCAGCCUGGUGCUGGGCACCAUGUAUGCCUAUGACAUCUUUGCAGCCAUGCCCUGCUGUGCCGAUCGUUUCAAGUGCAAUAACUGCUUCAAGAUGCUGAUGCAUCCACAGAAGCGUCUGAGCUUCUACAGCGAUUACUCGCACGGCGUCACCUGCCCCUAUUGCAACACACAGGACACACACUUUGUGAAGCCGCUGAACUUCUGCUACACCAAGAGCAAUGCGACGCGGUUGCAGGCGAUCGCAUAACAUGAGGCCCCGUUGGAGUCUCCAACGGUGCAAGGCGCAACAGCAACCACAGCAAAUGCCGCCAGUGCCAAUGGUGCUUCAACGGACCCCAAGCAGCCGCUCUACAAUGCGGCCAUCGAUUAUUCGGCCCCGCUACAGCAGCAAAUCAAUCCCGAUCUUAUUGGCGCCCAUCCACAUGCCCAGCAACAUCAGCAGGUAAGGCAGCAGCAGCAGCCACCACAGCAGCCGCAGCAGCAACAGCAACCAACAACACAGCAGCAACCAGCUAUUGCUGCUGUCAAUCAACCGGCAACAGCAACAGCAGCAGUUGCGGCAACCACGCAACGUGCAAAUGAGGCUGCUUAUUUGGUGUCAGCAGCAGCUGCACGUGCUGCCAGCUACCAGCAACAACAGCAGCAGCAACAACAACAGCAGAAGCUGACCUUCACAAACAGCCUAAUGGCCAUGGCGGAUGUAAUGAGCAAGUUUCAACAGCAACAGCAGCAUCACCAACAACAACAGCAGCAGCAACAACAACAACAGCAGCAACAGCCACAUAAACCAUUGGGCCACUUGAAUCUUGGCCAUGAUGCCAACGGCCUUUUAUUGACCAACAUGAACGGCAACAACAACAACAGCAACAACGGUGUUAGCAGCAGUAUUAGUAACUUAUUAAUUAGCAAUAAUUCACACAACAACAGCAAAGUGAGCAACGCCUGGUCACAGCCCAUGGCCCAGGCGGAGGCCAUCUCGGCAUUGUGGGGCUGUGCCAGCAAUGCCUCGACAACCGGCUCGACCAGCGGCUGCUCAUCGGGCAGCGGCUCGCAGCCAUCACUGAGUCCGACGAGCAGCCACAGCAAGGAGUUGCUCUGGGCCCAGACGUCGCCGAAUUGCGCCCAACUCAGGGAGAAUUUCUAUGCGGCCAAAGAGCUGUUGCCGCAUGCUGCAUCGCCCACCGCAUCGUUGACCAGCUCAUCGGGCGCCUCCUCCACGGGCGGUUGGGGCACCACCUCGAAUGUUGCUGUUAAUGCCCAUUAUGCCAAGCUGAGUGCUGCCCAAAAUAUAUGGGAGUUGCCGCCAGCUAACAGCAGCAACCACAACAGUCACAAUGCAGCUCAACUCGCACCCGAUAUGUUCAGCGAUCUCUUGUGCAAUCUGCACAUCGGCCAGGAUGGCAAUCAGCACAGCAACAACAUCAACAACAUUAGCAGCAACAACAUCAACAACAUGAAAGCUGAUGCUAACUCUGAUGUUAGCUCCAACUCAUCCUCCUCGGCUGGCGAGCUGGAGGUGGCCAACAUUUGGCGCCACAGCGCAGCACACAAUGUGCGCCAAGUAUUGUUCGAGGAACCAACUGGAGUUGCUCCCUGCAUGCAGCUCUUUAAUGAUUAUCUAAACAUGAACUAAGCGAAACACACACACACACAACAGAUGAAAAGAAAAAGCGAAUGUUACUCUAGCAAAAUUUAACAGAGAAUAGUAACAACUUACCGUAACAGUAGCAGUAACAUUAUCACUAGCAGUAACAGUAACAGUAAUAGAAGCUGUUAAAUUAACAGGUAGAAGCAACCGCCAGCAGGCACAGGCGUCUUGCUGAAUUUCCAACUAUGUACUUUUAGAAAUUUACACAAAAAACAAAACAAAACGAGAGACGAGAAAAAUGAAAAGCUCGCCUGUGUGUGUAUUUUUAUUUAAUACAAUGAAAAAGCGAUUUUACACAAACGAAGUAAAAGCAAAAUGAUACAAACACUUCAUCUAAAAACAAUUUUCUUGUUACUUUUGUUGAGUUUAAUCAUUUUUACAUUUACAUAUUACACUAAAAUCAUAUUACAAAACAAAAAAAAAAUCAAACAAAAAAGGAAAAAACCCUAAAUGAAAGCAAUUUUUUAGUUUUAUUUUAUAAAUGCAAAUUUUUAUAUAAGGACCAACCAAAAAAGGAAAAACAAAACCAACACAGGAAAAAAAUGCGAUUCACAUCACGCGCAUUAAUCUUCGCAUAGUUUUUGAGGGGUUUCUUUUUUAAAUAUUGUAUAAUUUAGCAAAGAGAAAAACUAAUUGCAAGCAAAGCAUUUUAUGUUCGUUGAAUGAAAUGAAAAUUGCUGUGCUGCUCAAUAACAACUACAACAACAACCACAAAAAAUAUUAAUAAUAAUGAUAUAGAAAUAUACGCACGAAUAUAUGUGCGUAUACUUAAACGAUAUACGAGUAUAAUAAUCGAAUGAACGGGAAGAGAAUGAAAAACAAAAUUUUGCUACAUUUUAUAAAACAUAAAUUUACAUACUAAAUUAAUCGAUAAGUUUGCACAUCUUUACCUAAACGAUUGGUAAUUAUUUCUAGUUUUUAGUAAGCGAAUUGGAAAAACAAAACACGCCCCCAACUCCCCCUAAGAAAAACAUCAACAACAACGACAACAACAAAAUCACUUUCUCAAAGCCCUUUCCAAAGUAAAAACAAAACGAGUUCGAUAUAAAAUUUCAUACAAAUUCAGAUCGAUAACAAUUAUCGAUGACAAUUAGCGGUACAUGCAAAAAAAUAUAUAAUAUGUAACAGUUCCCAGCGUCCACCCGUCAGCCAUUGCAAAGGUAUUUUAAAAUACAUCCAUUGCCCGCCCAUCCUAUGAUAUAAGUUUUAACCAAACAAUAAACAGCUUCAGCAACAACAACAACAAAAAUUUUCGGCGCAGCGUGAUCAUUAAUUAGUAAGUUUUUUAAGUAAGAUAGUGAACCCAAAUUAUAGGAGUGUUCUAGUUCGUAGGCAUUUCAUUUUCUAUUGGCUAGGUUAUCGAAUCAUUUCCCUUGUACUAUGUACGAGUAAUAUUUAGGUCUCCCUCUAUACCCAUCACCCAUCUCCCCCUACCCCUACCCCUAUCUCCGUCUAUGUGUAUCUAUCUUUAAACUAACUAUGUGUCUAUAUAUCUAUUGUAGUAUUGUAGUAAGGCAAGGCAACUUAGCAGAACAGCCGUAUGUGAUGGAUCUCUGUAAAGUGUUUUGAUUUGUGUGCUUUGCACUCACUCACUCACGACGCUAUCGAUAGGUUUAAUAGGAUUAAGCAAGUUUUCUAAAUUUUAUAUACGAGUAUUUACGAGGUAUGCAAACAUCCCACGAUUUAAAGAGCGGUUCAAUGUUUCCUGUUUUGUCUUUAUUUUUUGUGCAUCAAAAAAGUCACCAAUCUCCCACCCCCCUUUUCCCUGCCCCCCAAACACAUCAUUAUUAUGUAUAAGUUUUAUUAUCCCUCCCAUUGAUUCACUUUGUUCUCAACUCAAAAUUGUGUAAAAUUACCUAAAGAUUAAAAUCUUUACUUUUAAUGCAAUUAAAAGAAAAACCAAAUUUGAUAUAUGACCCAACUGUGACAGAAAGUUUUUACCGACCAAAACUUGUAAAACUAUGGAGCAGCAGACACUGUGUUUAAUCUCUCUGUGCAUAGCGUUCGCAACGAACAGAUCUUAAGAUCAACUAUCUGUGAACUUUGGAACAGCAAAAACUAUCCCUAAUUUCUGUGCAUAGCGUUUGAAACGAACAGAUCUUAAGAUCAUCUAACUAUCUGUGAAAUUCGGAACAGUGAAAACUGUCCCUACUUUCUGUGCAUAGCGUUCGCAACGAACAGAUCCUAAGGUCAUCUAACUAUCUGUGAAAUUCGGUACAGCAGAAACUGUCUUUAAGCUCAUAUGUCUGUGCAUAGCGUUCGCAACGAACCGAUCCUAAGAUCAACUAUUUCCAUAAGUUUCGUCAAACUGUCUGUGAAAUGCAACGUUUUCCUACGAUUCCAAUUGAGAAUCCCCAAAGUAGGCUGAAGCGUUGCACUCCCCUAAAAUUUCAACUGUGAAUGUUUAACAUAAACAAAAAUUUUUCAAAAAUUUAAAAAUCAAUCCUCUCGACCCUGUGUUAAACAUUUUGAGAAAAUGUCUAAACUGACCCCCAAAAAUCCCUCAAACCAAAAUUGCCUCGAUAAAAACAGCCAAAACUGUGAAAAACUAAAAUCCCUUUGAUAAAAAUAUGUGUUAAACAUUUCAAAUGCAUUGUCAAUUUGUGAGUUGCCGUUCGUCAGGAACGAAAUUUUUCUAAAAAAUUCAAAACCCAACCUACAAAUAACUGUGAAUGCGUUUAGAAUAAGUAAGUUUUCGGUUUGUUCAUUUCGAAUAUCCUUUUUUUCUGUAAUGUGAUACAAUUUUGAUAUUUCUCCCCCAACUUGUGAAACCUACGCAGCGUAAAUAAUUUUGAAAAAAUUACAAAACAUUUAAGAGCAGUGUGAUAAAGUUGAUAUUAUAUAUAAAGUACCCCGUUGAAUAAUCCCCCCUAGCCCCCUCCCCAUUGGUGACUUUUGGCAUGGUUGGUCUUGAAAUACCUUUAAAGUUGAUUCAGCUGGCGUCUGGGAUAAGGCUACUAAUAAAUUACAUUGCAUGUGCCGCGUUUUCCAAUACUUGAAAUAUAGGCAUCUAGAUUUGCCGCCAUUUAACAUACCAAAUAAUACAAGUAAUUAUACGAUGAUGCGUACAUUUUCAGAAAAGUAGAAAGCAGAAUGAUGAUGAUGAUGUAAGUCGGAAUGGGAAAAUCGAAGUGAUAGUAACUUUUAUAUUCACGAUUUCAACGAGAGAAGCUCGUUUGCAUACUUACCUAUAUAGAAUUAUGCUUAAGUUACAAGUAAAACAAAAACAAAACAUACAAUCUAUACCCUAAACCUAUUUCUAAAGAAAAAAACCCAAACCCCAUCAACAAAACUUUUUGGCAUUUAAUUGAGAGAGUCGUAUAUGAGGCAAAACUCUGCUUUUGUAUAUGAUUUUCGUCUAAAUUUAAGAUUUCAAUUACGUAUAUAGUUCAUACAAGAAAAAAACACAAUUAUAUAUAGAAAUUAAUGAAGAUUAUUUAUAGGCAAACAACAACACACAUACACCUACACACCUACACACACACACAUACCUAUAACUACAACAUACAUAGUUGUUUAGAUAUUUAAUUGGCAUUAUAGAACGAUGCAACAACCCUAUAUGCAAGGUCGAAGGCAGCAGCGCACCACCAACUACCGUUUAAGUCAGCCCGUGUUUUUAGUUUAGACGCCCAAUUUUUAUUUAGUUUUGAAUUUUAUUUUUGUUUUAGUUAAAUGUGCAAGUAAAAGUAAAAGUGUUAAACUAUAUAACUCUUAACUCUAAUUGACAUCUUGUUAAACGUAUGCAUUGAGUGCAAAAGUUGAAACAGUUGGACAGUUGAAAGAAACAAACAAACAUACAUACAUCAAACUAAUGCCCACCUCAGCCACCAAGAAAACGUAAAUUAAAAUAAACUAAACGAAUUAAACGAAAUAAUAAUAAUAAACCCAAACUAAACGAAAACUCUUAAUUAAACUAAAAUAAUAGUCAGACUUUCAGUUCUACCCAACGCAAAAUAGCAAUACAUAAACAAUUUAACUAACUAAAUGAAAACAUUUAAAUGUAAUUUAUAUUACCUCCUUAGCAAAAAUCAAUAACAAAUGUUUUAAUAAUUAACAAUAACAGUAUAAUACGUAAAUUUAAUAACCAUAAUAAUAAACACAAAAGAAUACUUAAAACUUAAAUGCAAAACAAAUGAAGACAGUUUCUGUUUAGUCUUAUUUAAAAAAUUUAAAAAAACAUUUAUAAAACCCAAAAUAUAACUACAUAAAUGAAAGCAGAUAUACUUUUAUUAUUAUUAUUAUUUUAUUUCACAACAUGAAAACAAAAGAAAAAAAGAACAAAUUAUUUGCACGCUCUUCCCAGUCAAAUUCUCAUCUUCAAUAUUUCGAUUUCAAUAUUCUACAUCGUGUGAAUGGAUCCAACAGCAAAAUGCUUAAACUUACACCAAAAUUCUUUAAAAUCAAUUUUUGAAAGCUCCCAACGCUUGCACUAGAUCAAGUUUCAAUCAUUUUGAGGACUUUCACGUAGCAUCCACGAGCUCUCUCAGAUCAUCUGAUGACGAAAUGUACAAAUUGGUAAAGUUUAGGCACUUUGAACUGGAUGGAAGAAAAACCAGCACAAACUUUCUUUAAUCCAGGAAAAUCGUAGCAAAUGUUUGUUUUUAUUUUUUAACACUUAUCUGAAUGCACACCUCAUUAAAAUCAAACUUUAGUAUGAUUUCCUAAAAAACAUAUAAAUGCACAUGCCCAAGAAUCAUCUUUGAAAUACAAAAUUUAGCACACUUUUUUGGUUUAAGCAUUAUUUGUUUAAUGUGUAAUAUAAUACUUUGUACCUUUUUCUUCUCCUCUUUUAAAUCUUUAUCUUUAUGCAAUUUGCAAAAUGAAAAGAAAAUCAGCACCACACGCCCCUCUUUUUUAUUUGUGUUACUUCAUCCAACGCGCCCACAAAUUUCCCAUCUUGUCUACUUUUUAAUGUAAUUUAGUUGAAUAUUUUAGUUGAUUUUUUUAUUAUUAUUAUUACUAUAUAUCAAUGAAAACUAAAUAAAUUUAAUUAUACUUGAAUAAAAAAUAAACAUACAUAUAUAAAAAUAAACAACAACAAAAUCACAAAAACAAUUAUACUACAUAACUUUUUUGCUAUUAUUAUUACAAUUAAUAAAUAUACAAUUUUUGUUGAUUUUUCAAAUGAUUAAAAUAUUUGUUUGUAUUAUUUCAAAGUUUGGUUUUUUCCGAUUUGAGCUCUUUGGUUUGUAUUCAAUCUCUUUUUUUAUUUAUUGUUAUUUAGUUGGAAACUGCAUAUAACGAAGUAUAAAUCGUAUAACAAAAUGAAAUCGUCGGACGAUAAACUGCCGAGUUUAGCAUACUUGCGUCAUUUACUUUACCGAAAUGUAUUGCUUUUAGCAUUUAUAGUAGUAGAAAGUCCCUCUGCCAGACGCGUUUACCUCAGUUAGUCGCAUCUUUAGAUACAAACAUACAUACAUAGUAAUUUGUACAACGUAGGAACAUGUUAAUCGCCACAUAAAUACAUAACUAAAUAGUUUAGUAAUUGCAUUCGCGCCCCCAAGCGUAUGCAACAGAUUAUUUUACAACCACAUUCAUGAGACGAUGAUGUGUGUGGCACACUUGAUGGAACUUAUUCUUUUUUUGUCUUUAUUUUUUAGCAAAACUUGCUUACUGAGUUACCUGUGUACACCCCCGCCUAGUAUCCUACCUCCCCUUCCCCCCAAAAUGCUCCCAAAUGCACUAAAUCAAUUUCUUAGUUGAAUUUUGAGUUGAACGCGCCGAGCGUCAUCUUUGUCUUUGUCAAUGUUGUAGUCGAAUUUUUGUUCACGUUUGUUCUCGUUAUGUUAAAAAUUUCUUGCCAAAGUACAAAACACAAAAAAAAAAACAAAAACUAAAUAAAAAAAUCGAUAAUUAACAACUAAAUCAAUUCCUUGUAAUUCCUAAUUGAAGAUGUGUACGUACCCUUUGAGUUACCUGAGCAUUGAUGGUAAAGUUGCCCUCGAUUCGAAGCGAGUUCGUAUUAUUUCGGUUUCAGUUUGAGAUUUAAUAAUUUUGAUUUUGAAAAGCUACAAGUACAUUAAUUAAUUAAUUAAUUAGCGAUAUAUAUGCUUAUAGUUGUGUGUACUUUUAAAUGGGCUGCACUUCUUAGCGUUUAAGAUAGAAUCGUGUGUAAAUGAAAGACGAAAGACAAGAAGAUGCAUAUGAUAUUUAACGAAAAUGAAAAAAAAACCCAUUUGAGUUGCCAUAUUCACGUAGGCGUCUCCCAAAUGUGGCGCAAAAGGUUUUGCUAGAAACGAAUUAUUUUGUUCGAUUAUGAAUUAUUAUGAUUAUGGUGAAGGUAUCGUAAAAAUACACAUUCAAUUUUUGUAUUAAGCAUAUAUGUAUUUAUAUUUAUACUACAUUAGGAACUCAAAACACACAUCGGCUAACUUUAAGCACUUCAAACUACAACCGAUAGCUGGUCAGCAUGGGUAGAAGAACCGCUGGUAAAGUGGACCAACAAUCGGUUAAACAUGCAUGAAAAAUCAUAAACCAAAACAAAACAAAACAAAAGAAUCACAUUAUACAUAGAACAUUAUACAUUAUAUAGGCGCAUAUAUACUAGACUCUACUCGACUCGACUCGUGUGUAGUAUUUAUGUUAUUAGCAUAGGCUUGAUACAGCUGCAAAAAGCAAGCAAGUAAAAGCAAAUGAAAAUGAAAGUGUUGAGCAAGCAAUACGAGCGAGGGCCCAAAGGCCCCUGGAGUCGUGGCCUGGUCUCGCCGAAACGUAAAACAUAAAAAAUCCCUUGAUUUAGCCUAGCCCAUAAUGCAUAAGGAACUUACUCGUAUCGUAUACUUACAAUUACACAUACAUACGUACUCGUAAUUAUCAUUUAAAAAGCGCGGCGCUCUCGAGUGCUGCAUAUGAAUCUGAAUAUGAAUUGUCGAACAAUCGUUGCCAUUUAUUUCUCUCUAUAAGUCUUACUGUAGAAGUGUGUCUAUGUGUUGUACUUAGGUUUACUUAGCAAUACCCUAUGUUUAUUAUUAUUAUUAUGCUUUACGCUUGACCUCUACUCAUCUACUCAAUACUCUCGUGUGUAGUCGUAAAGUCAACGAUUUUUCAAUAACAAUCCCCACAAAGAAACAAACUCCUCGAUGUUGUGUUUUUGUUCUACAAUUAAUUAUAUAGUACGAUGCAUAGUCGUUAGUGAUUUAAGCCAGCAUUUAAUCAACCCAAUCCAAGUUAGUAUUAGGUUGCAAUCAGCAUAAGAAUUAAGCUAACGUAUAGGACUGAUGGUCAGCAACAACAACUUUCGAUUCGAUUAUUCGAUUGUGUGUGUCUGUGUGUAACGAAUUUGUGAUGUGCGCCGCAAAGUAUGCAGCAUAAAAUGAUGGUAAACGGUAUAGGAGUAACGAACUAGAGAUCUGUAGAUCGGUAAACAGUGUAUGCUAAAAAAGACUGAAUGACUGAAAAGUAUAAUCACUCGAAUAACGUAAGCAAGCAGCCAAGGUGAUGAUUGAUUUAUAGAACAUACAAAACAAUAAGUGUAUCUAUAUAAUCGAUUUAUGAAAUGAAAAACAAAAGCAAAACCAAAAAACAAAACAUCCAAGCAAUUCAGGUAUUUGAACUACAAAAGCAAAACGAUUUAAUUCAAUGGACUUCCAAGCAUUUAAGCAAAACAAAACAUAAACAAAAGCAAAAUAGAGACUAAUAAGACACCAAAGUCAAGUAACGUACUGCAAAUAAAAAAUUUCUACCUCAUUGUUAAUAACUAAUUUAAAGAAAAACAAAAAAACAAAGAAACAAAAAAUGUUGCAGCGCCCAAAUACCUCAAAAUGCAGAAAAGAAUAAUUAAAGAAAAUGUGUAACAUUUAUCCACCGAUAAGUGUAAAAUGUUUAAUAAGAAAAUCAACCGACAUACUCGAAACAUCACUUCAUGUCAUCAGUCAUCAGUCAUAGGUCCAUCAGUCAUCAUCGUCAGACAAGAACACACAGUCAUAUCACACACACAGACAUACGUGACAUACACACUCUCACUGCCACAGUCAACAUGUUGCAUUUGUAUUCAACGCAUAUUCUUAAGCAUAAAUAUAAUUUUUUUUCUAUUGACAUCGUUGAAACACAUAUGAGACGAUCGUUACGUAAGAGAACAACACCAAACAAAACAAUUGAAUUGAAAUUCAAUCGAAUAUUCAUAUUCAUUAAAAGUACACAACACUCACAUGAUAAGCCCAUAAGCAAUUUGAAUAUUUUUCAAUUAUUUUAAGGACAGCCACAAAAUAUUUCAUACUCAUUGGCACUACAAAUAAGCAAAAAAAAAAAAUUCAUUAAAAAAAACACAAAAAAAUAUAAACAACGUAAUCAUUCUUCAUGAACAUAAUUUGAUUUGCAUUUUCUUAUUUAAGAAAAAAACUAUUUUUCCUUUUUAAAAGAGCUCCCCGAUAUGUGAUAUUAAAUUGGUAAAAAGGCAAACUGAUAAAAAAACUGAAACGAAAUUUUCAAAAAUUUAUUGUGAAAUUGAAAUUGUGAAAAGCACAAAGCAUUGGCAUUGGCAAACUUUAAAUCAUACUUACUCAUUACUGUGAGCAUUGGCUUAGCUUAAGUUGGAAACAAAUACUUAACAUUAUGUAUAUGUAUUGUGGAAUAUUUUUCAAAACAAUUUUCGGAUUCGAACUGUGAGCAUGAGAAAUGAUAUGUGGUAUUUUGAGUGAACCUUUCCCAGGGGCACGCCCAAGAAACUAAUUGAUAAAUUGGCAAGUAAUAUACAUAAAGCAAAUAAUAUAAAUUCAAUGUCUAUUUUGAAUAAUUUUGUUUAAGCUUAAAUUAGGUUUAGCUGUUCAGAGUUUUGAACAUUUGAGUCUGCAUCAUUGGCAAAUAAAUACAAUCAAUCAUUGCAUUAAACAUCAUUAAAACUCAUAACUGUGACAAAAUUUUUACACACACCCAAAAGGAACCUUAUAAAUUUGCUCACAGAGCAAUUCAAAAUUCUUGGCAAAUAAUUUUGUGGCUGCUUGAAAAAUAAUAUAUGAUAAGUAAACAAUUUGGUUAACAAAUGAAACCAAAUUUCAAUCAUCUUAAGCUUUCUGUGUCAACUUAAUUAUUGCUUCGAUUCUACAUUAGAAAACCAUACGAAAAAAUCAUAAAAAUUAAAGCAUUUCAAAAUAAAAUUAUCUAUCUAAUGAGUUAGAAGUAAGCUCUAGAGUUUUAGACUAAGCACGCUUCUAGGACACUCGAAUUGGGUGAGAGAAAUCGUAAUCGUAAUUGUAAUAAUAAUCUAUGAAUAUUUAUAAUAAUAUGCAAAAAUUACACACACAAUUACAAAUUAAUGGAAUACAUACCUCAAAUUAGAAUUUUUCUAGUUUAAUUCUUACAAAAUAUACAUAUAAAUGUUAAAAAAAACAAAACAAAACAAAAAUAUCAAACAUACUACCAAAAACAAAAACAAAAAAAUACUUGAAUGCAAUUUAUGGAAAUUUUAAUAGUAAAAUUCAAGAGCCAUUUAUUAAACAAGAUAUACAAUUAAAAUAACAUACAAGUUCAUGCAUGCAAACCAAACUAAAUGGGUUUUUAACGUUUCCAAACUAAAUAUGAGUAACAUAAAUAAUAACAAUAAUAAUAAGUACUACAUCAUCCAAAAUAUUCUUAUAAAUACACUCAUGUAAUGCUGCCAAAAUCAAAGCUGCCACAAAAUAACUCAACUCAACUAAAGGUAAAAGUAAAGUAAAGUAAAGUAAAGUAUGUAAAAGUAAAAAGUCAACUCAUCACUCAUCAAAACUCAAGAAUUAUUGUAGUGAAAUUUUAGCAGUAGUUGCCCGAAUCUGAACACCGAAAGAAGCUCCUAACUAUCUCGAUCUCAAUUCAGUCACUCAGCAGAUAAACGAGUAUUUAGGAUGGAUUAUCUUUAAAAAAAACACAACAAAAAAAUACGAAAUACGUGAAAGUAAUAUGGCUAUUAAGUACUUAUUAUUGCAUUAUUACGCAUUAUAUGGAAAAUAUGGAAUAUCUAUUAUAUAUUAUAUGGCAUAUAUAUUGUAUAUGAAGUUUUCAUUGUACUAACUUAUAUAUAAUCUAUUUGAAAGUCAUCAUUAUUAUUAAACUUUGUAGUAUGUUUCGUUAUAAAUACACACACACACACAUACACACUCACUUAUUCACUCACACACACACACUUUAGUAACAUACAAACACACACACAAACACUCACUGAUACACUCCUAUAUUUGAGGGGAUUUGUAGCUUGAAGGCCCUUCCAAAAUCAGUAGAGCCCACCCAAGUCUGCGAUCCGCUGAGCAAAUGGCGAAAGGAUUUUCAACGCAACGGCGUAGACGCGUCUACUCACAUAGAAGAAUUUCUGCUGCUCAGGUAUGGGCGUGUCCUACGUCCGUUCCGAUCGAAAAUCCUUAUCGCAAUCGGGGCGUAAUGUGCCAGUUUUAAGUUUAGUUUUAGUUUAGUUUAGUUUUCUAACUCUCUUGCUCUCUUGCUCUCUUUCUCUCUCACUCUCUUUUUAUCUCUUUCUCUCUCUCUCAUGUCGGAGGAGUUGGUAAUAUGCAGAGAAAGAAGAAGAAGAAGAACAGUAGAAACGCCAUAGUGGAAUUUUGUUUAAGUUUCUUGUUUCGUUUCUAUUAUUGAAAAUGAAAAUUUAUGCAAAUCAUAUGAUUAUGAUAAUAUUUAAACAAAAGUACACUUUACCUUAUUUAGAUGCAAUGAAACUUUAAUUCCUUGAAUUAGUCAAAUUUGAUUUUGGACCUGAACAAAAAACACAAAAAAAUAAAAAAACAAAAAAAACGAAACCAAAAAAAAAAAACAUAAAUAAUUAAAAAAUACCAAGCAUAAAAGUUAAUGUAAAACCAAAGAAAAUAAAACUAAAAUAGACAAAUGUGCAACAAGAUUGUGUAAGGACAUGCGAAAAGGAUAAUGCAUUGAAUACAAUUAUAUAAAGCGAUCCUGCGAUCUUUGACACAAUCCUUGAAGCACUCCAUUUUUGGUUUUGUGUUGAAAACAAAAUGCAAAUACAAAUAUCUAUUGUAUCUGUUUGAUUUCCUUGUUAAAACUAAAGCAAAUAUACAAAACGAAUAUUUUACAAAAUGAGAUGAAAGAUGGUAACAAAAAAAAAAAUGAAGGCGAGAAAUUACAAAUUAAAAAAACAUUCAAAGAUACAAAAAACAUGAACCUCAGCACUCCUGCAUCCUACACAAAUGUAACAAACAAAACAAAACAAAACAAAAGAAAACGAAACGAAAUGAAGAAAAUAAAAUAAACUAAAAACUAAAUGAAAACCCUAGCGAAAUCAAACAUAAUAAAUAUAACACCGAUGAAGGCUAAGCGAAUAAGCAACAAACAAAAAUAUACAAAGCAAAAGCAAAAGCAAAAACAAAAUGAACUAAAAAAUGCGCCCCUCCCCCUUUUCGAAAGUACAAAUUGUUUUUAUUGUGAAAAGAUUUUUUAAAUAAAAAAAAACAAAAAGUAAAAUGCGUAUGCAAAGUUGAAGAUGAAACGGAAAAUGAGAAUUGAAUGCGAUUAGCCAGAAGAAAGCAAUUAAAGACAAAGACCCAUAGAAUUAAACCCGAUCAAAAUUCAUCAAUUAUACUGCUUUAAUAUUUCAUAUAAACGUAAACCCAAUAUCUUUCAGUUCAUAUGAUAUUUUUGCUCAGCUUAGUCAAAAAUUCAAAAUGAUUUAUCCAACAGACAAAAAUAUACUAAGCAUAACAAUACAUUGUAGUUGCAGUAAAAUAAAACAAGCAAAAAAAAUACAAAAUAUAUAAAUCUUAUAAGAUCUAAGCUAAUCAAAAAGGAAAUUACAUAAACCAAGGCUUUUGAUACAAAUUAAACAAGCAUAAAAUAACUAAUCCAAAUCAUAAUAAUAAUAUUGAUAAAUGAGAAACAAUAAUUUUGCAAAACUCUUUCUAUGCUUACACAAAACUAUUUACAAAAAAAAAACACACAAAAAAAUCACACAUAAUACACAAAACACUUGAAACAUUUUAUUGGCGAAACAACUUAAUUAUUUAUGUCUUUAAAAAUAUAACAAACAAAAAAAUAUAAAAAUAAAAAAAAUUAAAUGGUUUAUGCAUACACUAUAUAUUGUAAUCCCAUUUAGCACUUAAAUUAUAUAUAUAUAAUAUGCGUAUUUGUCUUUAUUAAUAACAAUAAUAUUAUACAAAAAAAAAAACAACAUUUACUAUAUAUUAUAUAAUAAAACGAUUAACACUUCUAAUUAUAUAUGAAAAUAUAUAUAUAUUUUAUAUGAUGCAAUAACGAAACUAUUGCAACAAAUCAUUGAAACAUUUGUAAAGCGGCAGACUUAAAAAUAAAACAAAAAAACAAAAAAAAAACACAAAUACGAAAAGAACAAAAUCUUUCAAUAAAGUGCGACCAUUGUCGUUUAUAAUCAUCAAAACAAA
Messenger RNA from Drosophila nasuta, 16154 nucleotides. It is a transcript of the gene heca, whose product is annotated as hdc homolog, cell cycle regulator. NCBI's taxonomy places the organism in Eukaryota, Metazoa, Arthropoda, Insecta, Diptera, Drosophilidae. The record is from RefSeq and is a predicted model, not a curated record.